Molecule: messenger RNA, 1635 nt
Organism: Vitis vinifera (wine grape)
Lineage: Eukaryota; Viridiplantae; Streptophyta; Magnoliopsida; Vitales; Vitaceae
Product: probable protein S-acyltransferase 14
Exons: 7
Coding region: 233-1165 (310 amino acids)
Biological process (GO): protein targeting to membrane; peptidyl-L-cysteine S-palmitoylation
Cellular component (GO): Golgi apparatus; endoplasmic reticulum
Molecular function (GO): protein-cysteine S-palmitoyltransferase activity
Source: RefSeq, a predicted model, not a curated record
AAAAAUGCUAUAGAAAACAACAACAACUCCCAAAUAGCGAUUUAAAUAAUAUACAACAAAAUUCAUAAUAUAUUUUUCCUCACCUGAACCCGCAAGGACACGCUUAUUCCGAGUAGAUUUUCCAGGUUAUCUCGUGUCCGCGCACUCCUGAUUUCCUUUUAUUGACGGUCACCAGAUAGGAGGGAUCAAGAAAAGAGUAUCCAGCUGGAGAGCAGAGAGAUCUGGAGCUGCAAUGGCGUGGAACGUCUUCAAAUUCUGUACGGCACUGCGUGGCCUCGGCUCUGUCAUGAUCUUCAUAGUCCUGGGCGUCGUGGGUGUCACCUAUUAUGCUCUCGUUGUUGUCAAUUACGGCCCUUCUCUCUUUCAUGGUGACCUUGAUUUGCUCAUUGCUCUUGCAGUCUUGUUGCUGUUUCAUUCUUUGUUGGUGAUGCUGCUGUGGAGCUACUUUUCUGUUGUUUCCACGGAUCCGGGUGGUGUUCCACUGAAUUGGAAGCCCAUGGUGGACGAGGAGAAAGGAGAUGUUGAUCCAUUGCUGGGUUCAGAACAUACUGGUGUAGGCUUAGGUGUGGACCAGGAAAAUAUGGUUGCUAACCCAGCAAGUGAAGCAGUCCGGUUUUGUCGGAAAUGCAACCUAUUUAAACCACCCCGGUGCCAUCACUGCUCUGUUUGCGGGAGAUGCAUAUUGAAAAUGGACCAUCACUGUGUGUGGGUUGUCAAUUGCGUUGGGGCAAAGAACUACAAGUAUUUCCUUCUUUUCUUGUUUUACACAUUUCUUGAGACAACUCUUGUCACUUUAUCGCUAUUGCCUCAUUUCAUAGCAUUCUUUUCUGAUGGAGAGAUACCUGGAACACCAGGCACCAUUGCAGCCACUUUUCUUACUUUUGUUUUGAAUUUGGCAUUUGCGUUGAGUGUACUGGGCUUUCUGAUCAUGCACAUAUCAUUGGUAGCAGCCAAUACCACAACCAUUGAGGCAUUUGAGAAGAAGCGCACCUCUACAUGGCGUUAUGACAUUGGUCGAAAGAAAAACUUUGAACAGGUGUUUGGGAUGGACAAGAGAUUCUGGUUGAUCCCUGCAUAUUCAGAAGAGGACAUUUUACAGAUGCCAGAACUCCAGGGUCUUGAGUACCCAUCAAGACCCAACUUGGAUGCUCUCCAGCAGUUUUAGCUACAUGUCAUAGUUGGCAACAAAGAUAAUGAAUUCUGGUUCCCUUUACCACUUACAAGAAUAUCCGAGAAACCAAACUAUGCAGUCCUUUCCCUCAAACUGAUGCUGCCCUGCAAAUUUGGAAUGCAAGCCAUCAAAAGUCAUUAAUAUGUACAGAGGCUUCACUAAUACCGUCACCUACUUGACAGAAGCUUUAGCACUGUAGUAGAUUCCUCACUCCUCUCUGAGGAGCAGCUGAAGCUGUGAAGUAUAAAUUAAGAAGAAUGAGAAAUGGCUUGUGAUGUUUUAGUUCCAAAUUAUACUCGUGCAGAUUUGGGGAAUCUUAAAGGGAUGCAUAGCUUCAUUUGUGUGCGUUUUACCACUUUUAGAUAUAAUUGCCUGAAGUGAUGUUUUCACUUAUCAUGGUUAAUUAUCCUUGUAAAGUGAUGCCUAUGAUUCAUUGAUAUAAAUCUUUGUGACCAUUAACAUGA